UAACGUUAACACUGAACAGAUGCAAACUGAAUUCUGAAGACUCUUAAUAUGAAAUGACGGUGUCGCAGACAUUUUGUCGUCACGUUGUUUUGUGUGUCGCGUGGGAUUUAAGAGUAGAAUCGAUGAAUCCAUAGCUUCUGUAAAGAAAUACCAAUGGAAGAGACUGCGAACACAGAUGUCCUCUUUAUUGAGCUCAGACAGAAGCUGCAAAGCGGCCUUUUGUUCAUUCGCAGUGACGUCAUCGGUGGUGGUGCAGAUGUGAAGAUCGAAUCCAAACCAGACUCCAUCCUGAACGUCCAGACUCCUGACAGCAGCUUUCAGGUGACCCUCACACCUGGAGUCAGUCUGGUGGAGACGCAGAAGCAGAAAAGCCCAGCAAACUCUGAACAAGGCUCCCAUUACAGACUACGUCUAAAAGUGGAGCAGCCAACAGAAUCUCCUUGCAGUGUGAUUGGCCAGCUGAGAGUCGAUGAGAGUUACUCCGUACUGUGCCAAUCCUGUGGCUCCAGAGUGCUCCAACACAGGUCUUUUGGACGAGUUCUUCCUUUGCCCAAUGGAAACUGGAAUGCAUUAGUGGACGACUGGUGCUGCCAUCCAGAUCCCUUCGCCAACAGAAAACUGCUGCCGCGAGCUGGAGACUGCCUGCUGGGGGACACCUUCAUUCUGCUGCUGCGGGACGACGGCUGCGAUGAGAGUCUGACACGGGCCGCUGCAGAGAAGCGUGUGCUGGUGUCCUGCAGGAGGUGCUCCACUGCGCUGGGAGAGGAGAUCACUGCGGAGGUGCUGAAGCUCUACAUUACUGAAAUAUCAGUGAAGCCCAGUGAGGAUGGAGAGUGUGAUCUAACACAGCUCAGUUUAGAGCCCAAGUCAGAGUCAGUACGGCAGAGAUUUUUGGAGCAAACUCUUGCAUCGAGACUGGUGGAGCUUUCAGCAGCACAGAGUAUAUUUCGCUUUUCCAUUCAAAGCCCAGAUGGAAAAGCUGAGAUUUUGCUGUGGCUUCUGAACACCGACACUCUGGUCGCCUCAUUUCCUGCUCCAGCAGCGAGAGCCGACGGCUUCAUCUCCGUCGGUGACUCGCAUCCCAGAAUGCAUCAGUCAUGUCAGGCCGUGGCAGCAGUCAAAGUGCUCUACAUCCUCUGCUCUGACAGCAAGCUCAGAGAUGUUGUGGAUGUGUGGGAGAAGGACAUCAGCGUUCACCCACUUCCCCUCCCGCAGCGCUCAUGUGAGGAGCUCAAGACACUUCUGACGUCCAGCACCUUCAGACUGCCUGCAUUCCUGCGCUGCAUGAACUCCUUUCAGGUGGCCUACAUGCGGAUGUGAUGUGACAUGAUGUCAUCAUCUUAUUGGGUAUGAAACAUAUGAAACCAACACAUUAAAUACAUUUUUAUAUAAAAAGUAUUUUGUUCUAUAGUCUUUUCGUUUAUUUUCACAUGGUCUGCAAAUAUCUGUAUGGUCAAAGAAAAAAAAGUGGCCUUUAUAUUAAUAAAAAAAAAAAACAAAUUCUACUGCAA
Messenger RNA from Danio rerio (zebrafish), 1511 nucleotides. RefSeq names its product ubiquitin protein ligase E3D (gene ube3d). Lineage: Eukaryota; Metazoa; Chordata; Actinopteri; Cypriniformes; Danionidae. Gene Ontology annotation, molecular function: ubiquitin protein ligase activity. The record is from RefSeq and is marked validated.